AAAGAAGCAGGCCCUGAUUCCCAGCACUCCUGUCACCUGGUUUCCACUCGUCCAGCCUUCAGUACAUCGUUGUUUGUUCUGUUGCAAACACAAAACAAACCCCAAAACAGAACAUUCCGGCAAAAAUCACGCUAAGUUGGCAUUAUGGCCCCCAACAAUCCAUCGCAUCCUGGUGGAAAGGCACCCGCCAUUGCGAUGGCCGGCAGCCACACCAUCUCGUACGUGCAGUGCCAGAACCUGAAGUACAACGUCAUUAUCCUCGGCUGGCUGGGAGUGAUUAUUUCCAGCGUCAUCCUGGGCAGCUCCGCGCUGACCAUCCACGUGCGUCCCGACAUCGAGCUGCUGCUCAACCAGUGGCCCAUGAAUUUGGUCCCGGUGGCGGAACAGCAGCUACUGAUCAAUUUGUUGACCAUCUUUAGUUCCAUUGCGUACGGACUCUCGUUGAUCAACAUGGGCGUCAGUCUGCUGCUGCUAAUUGGUAUUGCCCGGGACUCCAGUUGCCUAAUAUAUCCCUGGUUGAUCUAUCAUGGCGUUAUCUUUGGCUUCGGUCUUUAUUUGGGGGUUUUCUACGCGACCGCAGGUCUGUUUAUUGACCUGUCGAGCUUUCUAAUGUGCCUUCUGGUGUUCACCCUUGUGCUGGUUAUAUUUUACAAGAUCUACCACGAGGUCUUCACCCUAUUUCGCGUGAUUGAGCAGUCGAAGGACGGGGGAGUGGGCGGCAUCUACUACCAGGAUGCGGAGAAUGGAUGGACUGCCGCUGGGGUUCCCUUCCAGCAUGUUUAUGUGCCGCGUCUGCCGAUCCAAAAGUAACAUGCACAUUGACCAUUUCCAGACUGCAACAGCAACGAAUAGAAAAAGUAAAAAUAUGACAUUUGGACUUCGUUUGUACGAUGAAUAAACGUUUCGCGGGUUCGAAUUCAUUUCAA
Drosophila erecta is the source of this 926-nucleotide messenger RNA. RefSeq lists its product as uncharacterized. The transcript is spliced from 4 exons. The coding region runs from base 145 to 810 and encodes 221 amino acids. NCBI's taxonomy places the organism in Eukaryota, Metazoa, Arthropoda, Insecta, Diptera, Drosophilidae. The record is from RefSeq and is a predicted model, not a curated record.